Portunus trituberculatus (swimming crab) is the source of this 726-nucleotide messenger RNA. Its product is annotated as verprolin-like. Bases 1 to 726 code for a protein of 241 amino acids. The record is from RefSeq and is a predicted model, not a curated record. The transcript has 3 exons. NCBI's taxonomy places the organism in Eukaryota, Metazoa, Arthropoda, Malacostraca, Decapoda, Portunidae.
AUGCUUACUGCCGCUCACACUCACUGCAAACAACACCUCAGACCACCACCACCACCACCACCGGCGUCCGACACUUUAUGGGAGCCUGGUCACCUCCCCGCGGCGCAGAGGGACCCGUGUGCUCUUUGCCUCUCCAGCCCGGGACGCUCAAUUAUCCGGCGGCCAAAUACGGGAGCCGGCGGUGUGUCGGGGUGGCGGGUAGCCGGCCUCCCCACAUGCACCCUCCGUACGCCCUUUUCCGACUUUAUGUGCCUUUUGCGUGUCGGGCUAAAUAGCAAUAUAAAAUCCGACGAGGAGGAGGAUGUGAGUUUACCCUUAAUUGACUUCGAAACAGGAGGGUUGGUUGGUUCCUGGUUCCUCCCGCCGUGCCUGGUGGCUCUGGUGGGCAGUAUUCCCCAGUGUUCAUCUCCUUAUUCCCCACCCGCGCCCCUCACACCCUGCCCGCGGCGCCUCGAACAAACACCUCGCCCUCCUCCCCUCCGUCCAUCCCCUGCCUCCGUGCCUCCUGCUCCCUGGCCUUCCCUGCCGCCUCCUCGCUACCCGGGGAAUGCGAAAACCUUGCUGAAUGUUUGCUCCAUUGAGGGCGAUGUUCCAAACUACUCCUAUUAUACCCUCUCCAUGCAUCCCUCCACGCCUCCACCCACCCGUUCAUCUCUGCACGGUGAUGAGACCCCGAGGAACCUUAUGGCCACAUCAAAUAAGAUUGCACGGGAAGAUUACACCUGA